Cuscuta europaea is the source of this 1702-nucleotide messenger RNA. Lineage: Eukaryota; Viridiplantae; Streptophyta; Magnoliopsida; Solanales; Convolvulaceae. The record is from the annotation of a GenBank genome assembly.
AAUAACUGUUCGAUUCACACCUACCACGAUAAUAGCUUUAUAGGCCUACUGAUCGUCUGAUUGAGAUAUAUGUAUGACAUGCGGUCCUCUUUGUAAGAGUGAACUUUAUCUACAAACCCGGAAAAGGCAUCAACAUAAUUAAGAAUCCUGCAAAGGACUCAUACAGAAGCUAUGUUUAGUUCACCAAUUAUCCUGAAAAGGCAGUCCAAUAUUUUACUUGUUAGUUUGUUGUUUUAUAUUUUUCUAAUAAAUGGUCGGGGGCGAGUAAAUUAUUAAGAUGAUAGGAAACAACAAAAUGGUGAUUUUCUUGCAGGUGAGAAUUGCUUUGUAUGGCUUGGACCAAAACCAUUAGUAAUAAUCACUGAUGCGGAACUUAUAAAAGAGAUACUUCGUAUAUACUAAACAGGAUGUUUAUAGAAAGAUCACUCAUCCCAAUCCACAGACCAAACUGUUGGCUGAAGGACUUGUGUUACUUGAGGGAGAUAAAUGGGCCAAGCAUAGAAGGCUUAUCAAUCCUGCCUUCCAUUCCGAGAAAUUAAAGCAUAUGCUACCAGCAUUCUACUUGAGCUGUAAUGAGAUGCUGGCUAAAUGGGAAGAUGUUAUACCGGUGGGAGGAUCAGGAGAGCUCGAUGUGUGGCCUUACCUUGAGAAAAUGAGUAGUGAAGUGAUUUCUCGCACUGCGUUUGGGAGUAGCUAUGAAGAAGGACAAAACAUAUUUGAACUUCAAAAAGAACAAGCUGAGCAUGUAAUCGAAGCUUCCCGCAAACUUUAUAUCUCAGGGUUGAGGUUUCUGCCAAGUAAAAGGAACAGAAGAAUGUAUGAAAUCGAGAAAAUAGUUCAAAUGUCUAUAAAGAGCAUAAUUGAUAAAAGAUUGAGUGCAAUGAGAGCCGGAGAGCCUAGUAAGGAGGAUCUUUUGGGAGUACUAUUGGAGUCGAAUUGUAGAGAAAUUGAAGAGCAUGGAGAUCAAGUUUUUGGCAUGACAUUAACGGAAGUCAUUAAUGAGUGCAAGCUUUUCUACUUUGCUGGGCAGGAGACGACUUCUGUUUUGCUUGUCUGGACUAUGAUUUUGUUGAGCACUCACGGUCAUUGGCAGGAACGAGCCAGAGAGGAGGUUAUACAGCUCUUUGGGAAGAACAAGCCAGAUCUUGAUGGACUGAAUAAGCUAAAGACUGUAACAAUGAUUUUGAAUGAGUCUUUGAGGUUAUAUCCGCCUGUGGCAACUGCGGGACGAAAGGUACAUAAAGACACCAGAUUAGGGAAGCUAAAUCUACCGGCUGAAGUUAUGUGCUUAGUACCAACAAUCCUAAUCCACCGCGACAAGAAGCUUUGGGGUGACGACGCAACUGAGUUCAAACCAGAGAGGUUUAGCGAAGGAGUGUCGAAGGCAAUGGGAGGGAAAAUGUCAUUUUUCCCGUUUGGAUGGGGGGCCCGAGUGUGCAUUGGACAAAACUUUGCCAUGUUAGAAGCGAAAAUGGCCCUGGCAAUGGUUCUCCAGCGCUUCUCCUUUCAGUUGUCUCCGUCCUAUACUCAUGCCCCAUUCGCAAUAGUUACCGUUCACCCUCAGCAUGGUGCUCCCUUGAUUUUGCAAAGACUGUAAAAUCAUAGAUGCUGAUUGUAAAACUUUGCCAUGCUACAUUAAUUAACAAAUAUUAAUAAAAAGUCGUGCUUCAAUGAUUCUCAUUGUGCACAAUUUAUGCCCUCU